This is a messenger RNA of Alosa sapidissima (American shad), 562 nucleotides long. Its product is annotated as C-type lectin domain family 12 member B-like. NCBI's taxonomy places the organism in Eukaryota, Metazoa, Chordata, Actinopteri, Clupeiformes, Clupeidae. The transcript is spliced from 5 exons. The record is from RefSeq and is a predicted model, not a curated record. The coding region runs from base 59 to 562 and encodes 167 amino acids.
AGCAUCUGUAUACGUGUGCUGGUUAAAUUUGUGCAUUAGAUCAUCAAAGGCAGCGUAGAUGCGUAAGGAGGAGAUGGAAGACUAUAAUGAUCACUAUCACAGAAAAGACAACAGAGAGAUUUUGAACACAUCAGCAAAUGCAGAAUCAAACCAGCUGAGAGUCUGCCGUAUAGUUGGAGUGUCCUUUGGGCUGCUGUGUCUCCUUCAAGUGACUCUGAACAUAACUCUGCGUCUCCUCUACAUUGAAUUCAACAACCUGACCAAUGACGGACAGGAGUGUCAGAUGGGAUACGGCUCGCUGGUUGAAGAAAGAGACCUUUUGCUGACCAAUUACACCAAACUGUCGGAAGAAAAAGAGCUGUUACUAAUCAACUACACCACUCUGGCUGAAGAAAGAGACAGGCUUCAUAAGGAGCUUGAUGACCUGGUGGGAUGGAAGAGUUUCCAAUCCAGCCUCUAUUUCUUCUCCAUUGAGGACAGAAACUGGACUAUGUCCAGGAAGGACUGUAGACAGAGAGGAGCUGACCUGGUGAUUAUCAACAGCCAAGAGGAACAGUCUUGA